Molecule: messenger RNA, 808 nt
Organism: Suillus fuscotomentosus
Lineage: Eukaryota; Fungi; Basidiomycota; Agaricomycetes; Boletales; Suillaceae
Exons: 4
Coding region: 149-808 (219 amino acids)
Source: RefSeq, a predicted model, not a curated record
AGUCAGAUAGCUCCAGGAGAGACCGAUCCCAGGGACGGACGAGAAGAAAUUGCUGCUCAGUGGGCCUUGCCGGCCAGAAUUUAACCAGGGUUUCUGCGGUGGUGAUGAGCAGGUAGUAAAGUCUGUCCACCUUCACCCUAUACAUGUGAUGACUUUCUGGGGUUGGACUGCCCACCCAGCGUCUGACUUCCGUAACAUUAAAUGCAAUACAAGGCAAAUGCGACGGCUUAGUGCUUUCCGCACUGGUAUCAAAAAGCUCGCUCAUCAAAUCGUUGUGUCUCGAUUCACACUUAGGAGAGGUUGUUCCAACGAGGUUGAAGAGCUCCUGAAGAGUCACAAGUAUAUUUUUCUGACUAACCAAAAUGGUAAAGUCCUUGGUGAUCAACCUUUCUGCGACGAGGCCAUGAUCAAUACGCUACAUCAGUCAUUGUUUGACGGCGAGAACUCGAUUGGAGUUCAAUCACAUGAAGAUUUUGUGUCGGUCUUAGAUGGCAAUGAUGAGCCGGAGCUCCCCAUAGCUAUGGUUGCAUUGAUUGCAACUGUUAUCUAUGCCAUACUGAUGGACUGGAGGAGUGGCAAUCCACCGUCGAGCUUGCAAGUCAAAUCGUUCAAUGCUACUGUCUACAUUAGCAUUUACAAAGCCCAUGAAGCAACCCUCACUCGGAUCUUUGAAGGCAGUAAAAAACAGUAUCACGUGCUGAUGGCACGGCUUUACAAGGCUGUCUGUGUGUCGGACAAUGUGUUGCUGCCAUCUGGUGCGUUGAGCAACUUCGACUACCUCGAUCUCAGUGCAAUGUCUGAGGAUUGA